ACAGAAGAAGUGAGAGCGGUCAGACUGGGAGGCAGAGAAGGAGAAGCAGACCGAGACAGACAACAAGAGAGAGCUCACCGCCUGUACGCAUCUGCUUCUCUUCUAUGCUCUCUUGCUUACAUUUUGGUGCAGGUUUUUUUUUUUUUUUUGCAACCGGAAUGCCAUGAAAGCCGGUCAUGCUGCGUACUUGUAGAUUUUCUUCUUCUUUCCAAAGUGUGAGCCACAGAGAAAGGCUGAGAGAGAAGAGGGAGGGAACUGCUUCCCCUACGGCCACAUUGCUACGCGUCCGAUAAAAUAAAUCCUCUGAUUGUUCCAAUUUCCCUAAGAGAACCAAAAAAUAAAAAAAUGCAACACUUACCCAAUCCCAGACACAACAUUCAGGAUCUUGAGAGCCCAGUGUGCACCCCUAUAGAAAGCUGAUAGAUUCCUCCAAAAAUGUGCAAGAAGGGGCUGUGAGAUUCUCUCUCUUUUGUUUGUGAGCUGAAUAGCUAGGUUCUUCUGUUUGCAUCAGCCGGCUGUUUGUUGCAGCUUUAAAGCAGGUGGAUGACAAAAACAUCAAUCUCUCUAGGCACAUUGUGUGUGGCAAGCACGCAUUGAAGCACAUCUCUCACUGGCUCCGUACAGUACAUUGACACAUUCCUAUUCUCUGUUUAGAGAUUGAGGGUGGAAUAUGAGCUAAAACGGUACUGGGGGUACAGUAUAUUAUACUGGAGUAAAAAUGUUGUAGUUGCUAUAAUUCAACAAUCCGAUACGUAUCAAUAUUAGAUGGUGAAUUUAAGGUGGUAGAUGAAGAAUAAGAUGUCAGUUUUUGUCAACCUAAUUUAAGAAGAUUAGCACAUAAAUUGUGUUUGAUGCAUACAAUAAUUAUCAUAAGUACAAAUUUGAUGAGCAAUACUAAUGAUGGGCGGUACAGAAAAUGGAUGAAUGAUGGACAUAUCAAUGGAAUCAUUAUGUAAGCACCUGUUUUUUUUAAGUGUAGUGUUAAUGUUAAAAGUGUGCAUAAUAUUACAGUGGUUUAAAAUUAUAUUAAGUAUAAAUUAUAGGACUAAAAACAUUGCCUCGUUUUUGUUGAGUUGAGAACACUUACGCGUUUUACAUUACUGCAUUUUAAUGUCGUCAUUAUGGUAGUACUUGAAGAGGUAUUUUUUUCGGUGUAAUUUUUUUUUUAAAACCACUAAAUCAACCUAACAUGCAUAUUUUUGAAAUGUGACAGCAAGCCGGAAGCCGCAGUUGUACCCAUCAUUAUCAACAAUGUUUAACAAUAUGUAGAGAGAGUUAAAUUCCUCCUCUGAGAAGGUUUCAAAGCGAACUAAACCCGUAAACUAGUACGACAGAUAAUGUAGUGCGUUUUUCCCGAUUUUCGAAAAGCGAAAGUACACCAGUCAAGGUCAACGUUUAUCUCGUUCCAUUUUACAAGAUUUUCCGCUGAGUUCCUGAACGCACCUCGGUGACGUUGACUGUUUUGAUGAUCGUGGCGGGAGACAGAGGUUACUUCCUUGACUUACAAGCUUGGUAGUAAAAAAAUCUCGUAAACUUUAUUUUAUUCAAAAACUAUGUGAGAGUAUCAGUCAUUUAAAGCUUAGGCCAGGUAAGUGGCAAAACACUGUUUUCGCGAAAUUGCUAGCAUUAGCUAAAGAAGGUCCCUCGAAGUUCGACAGAUGAUUCAAAGUUAGCCUGAUGGCGUCUAUGUUGGUAAAAGACAACCCACUUCUCUUACCCCUCAACGUGGAGAAAACGGUCUAUGAUGGAUUCAUCACUGUCCAGGAAAAAGACCUGAGAUUGAGAAUACAUCUACCACCAGAUCGCCAACUCAAAAAGGCCAAGUUGCAUUGCUGCUGGAAGUUAAAACACCUGUUGCAUGGGUAUGAACACAUUGUAAAGCAGCGGCUACAUCAGUCAACUGAUCUUGUUAGUUUCAUUCUGGAACUGAAGACUGUCUUGGAAGUGUGCUUAAAAAAACAUCCGAUGUACUACACCAUUCCGCCUCCACAGUACUACUCCCAACUCAUCUUGGAAAUGGAAACCCUUGGGUGGGACAAGCUACUUUUCAUAGACACACAGUUUCAAAUGGUGAGGAUGAAAGCUGAAGACUCCUCUGGACGACAGCACAUUCUUACCAUUAACCUCAAGUCAAAGCACCCAGCAGAGGCUCCUGAAUGCUCAGCUGACCUGCCAGUCCCCCUCCUCUUAAAAUGGACGCCCCAGUCUUCUUUGAAUCAACUCCACAGCCAGUUCCUGCUAGUCAUUGAGGCUCUGACUGAGUUCUGGGAUGUUCUUGAUGAGAUUGACACAAAGACCUGGAUCCUGGAGCCAGAAAAGCCAAGUCUUUCUGACACUAUGAGACGAAUAGUUAUCGGAAACAAUGUCUCCAUUAAAGUGGAAGUGGAUCCCCGACACCCGAAGAUGUUACCAGAAUGCUGCCUGCUGGGAGCUGAGCAUGUUGUGAUUCCACUGAGGAAUAAACUGAACGCCAACAUGCAUUUGUGGAACCCGGACUCUGGUGUCUUGCAAAACCUCCAGGAUGUUUUGGAGAUCGAAUUCCCGUCACCUGCCACCCACGAAAAAUCUAUUUUCAAUGUUGAGUGUGGAAUCUGCUACUCCUAUCGCCUUGAAGCUGCUAUCCCUGACCAGGUGUGCAACGAUCAUCGCUGUGGGCAGCCCUUCCAUCAAGUCUGCCUGUAUGAGUGGCUGCGUGUGCUGCCUGGCACCAGGCAGAGCUUUAACACGGUUUUUGGAGAGUGUCCUUACUGCAGCAAGCCCAUUACUGUGAAAAUGACAGCUCAGAAGUCUUGAAGUGGCUUUCCAUGCCACAUCAACUAAAGGAAACGGUUUAAAACUAAUACAACCAAAGAAAGCAAAUCACUUUGAAAAUUCCUGCUGGGGAGAGGGAAAAAA
This is a messenger RNA of Phyllopteryx taeniolatus (common seadragon), 2895 nucleotides long. RefSeq names its product FA complementation group L (gene fancl). Gene Ontology annotation, cellular component: Fanconi anaemia nuclear complex; nucleus. Gene Ontology annotation, biological process: interstrand cross-link repair; protein monoubiquitination. Gene Ontology annotation, molecular function: ubiquitin protein ligase activity. The coding region runs from base 1678 to 2793 and encodes 371 amino acids. The transcript is spliced from 14 exons. The record is from RefSeq and is a predicted model, not a curated record. Lineage: Eukaryota; Metazoa; Chordata; Actinopteri; Syngnathiformes; Syngnathidae.